This is a messenger RNA of Echinops telfairi (small Madagascar hedgehog), 3040 nucleotides long. RefSeq names its product axin 1 (gene AXIN1). Bases 88 to 2541 code for a protein of 817 amino acids. The record is from RefSeq and is a predicted model, not a curated record. Lineage: Eukaryota; Metazoa; Chordata; Mammalia; Afrosoricida; Tenrecidae. Gene Ontology annotation, biological process: negative regulation of canonical Wnt signaling pathway. The transcript has 9 exons.
GCCCACAGGACUGACUGACCCCCGGGACGUGGCGCGGUGCUGACGUGCGGGCUGUGGCGUGCUGUGCGCUGCCACGCAGAGCCCACCAUGAACGGCCCCGAGCCGGGCUUCACCCUGGAUCUUGGCCCCAGCUUCACCGAAGAUGCACCCAGACCUCCUGUGCCAGGGGAGGAGGGGGAGCUGGUGUCCAGUGACCCGCGGCCGCUCAGCCACGGACUCUGCGCAGGGAAAGGGGCCGGGCCCAAAGGGGAGGCGUCCACAGCCACUCCACGGCGCUCCGAUCUGGACCUGGGCUACGAGCCAGAGGGCAGUGCCUCACCCACGCCCCCCUACCUGAGGUGGGCUGAGUCGCUGCACUCCCUGUUAGACGACCAGGAUGGCAUCCACCUGUUCAAGACGUUCCUGAAGCAGGAGGACUGCGUGGACCUGCUGGACUUCUGGUUCGCCUGCACCGGCUUCCGGAAGCUGGAGCCAAGCGGCUCCAACGAGGAGAAGAGGCUGAAGCUGGCCAAGGCCAUCUACCGCAAGUACAUCCUGGACAGUAAUGGCAUCGUGUCCCGGCAGACCAAGCCGGCCACCAAGAGCUUCAUCAAGGACUGCAUCAUGCGGCAGCAAAUCGACCCCGCCACCUUUGACCAGGCCCAGACCGAGGUCCAGUCCACCAUGGAGGAGAACAGCUAUCCGUCCUUCCUCAAGUCCGACAUCUACCUGGAGUACACGCGGACAGGCGCCGAGAGCCCCAAGGUCUGCAGUGACCAGAGCUCAGGCUCUGGGACGGCCAAGGGCGUGUCUGGGUACCUGCCCACCUUGAAUGAGGACGAGGAGUGGACGUGCGGCCAGGAUGUGGAGGACGAAGAAGGCCGGGGUGCCACGCCCUCCAGCAGGCUCUCCCAGAAGCUACUCCUAGAGACGGCCGGCCAGCGCCCCCCGACAAGCCGCCGGGGCAGCGAGGGCCGGGAGCUCAGGCAUGGCUCCUGGCGGGAGCCAGUCAACCCCUACUACGUCAACUCCGGCUACGCCCUGGCACCAGCCACUAGUGCCAAUGACAGCGAGCAGCAGAGCCUGUCCAGCGACGCUGAUACCCUGUCCCUCACUGACAGCAGCGUGAGCCGCUGGCCCCCUCCCCAGGAUGUGUGCCCAGACUCGUCCAGCCCCGGGCGCACAUACCGGAUCCCCAAGGAGGUCCGCGUGGAGCCGCACAAGUUUGCGGCGGAGCUCAUCCACCGCCUGGAGGCUGUGCAGCGCACACGGGAGGCUGAGGAGCAGCUGGAGGAGCGGCUGCGGCGCGUGCGCAUGGAGGAAGAGGGCGAGGACCUAGACGGGAACCUUGGUGCCCUGGGGCCAACCCACAAGCUGCCUCCUACUCAGGCCUGGCACCACUUCCUGCCACGCUACGCCGAUGCAAGCUGUGCAGGGCCCCGGGACGCGCACGAGGAGGACCCCGAGAGCAUCCUGGAUGAGCACGUGCAGCGCGUCCUGCGCACUCCCGGCCGGCAGUCCCCAGGGCCUGGCCAUCGCUCCCCUGACAACGGGCACUUGGCCAGGCUGCCCGCGGCACUGGGCGGAACAGCUGGGCACAGCAAGCACUCAGCCAAGUCAGGCACCAAGCUGGACCCAGCCGGCCUGUACCACCACCGGCACGUGCACCACCACCUGCAUCACAGCGCCACCAAGCCCAAGGAGCAGCUGGAGGUGGAGGCUGCUCGCCGCGUCCAGAGCGGCUUGCCCUGGAGCCCUGAGCCGCACGGAUAUGCCCCCAAGCCCCGCGGCGGCUUUCCUGAGAGCUCGGGUGCAGCCCCUGCCACCACUGACAGCCUGGGCUACGGCGGGAAGGCAGGUGCAUCCAAGAGGACUGCCAAGAAGGCUGAGACCAGCCGGGGGGCAGCCACUUCGGAGGUGCCGGGCUCACCCGAGGGUGCAGAGAAAACGCAGACCAUCCUGCAGUGGAUCAUCGAGGGCGAGAAGGAGAUCAGCCGCCACAAGAAGGCGGCUGGCCACGGGCCUUCAGGGGCCAAGAGGCAGCAGGCUCAUGAGAGCUCCAGGCCCCUGUCCAUCGAGCGCCCCGGUGCUGUUCACCCCUGGGUCAGUGCCCAGCUUCGGAACUCCGUCCAGCCCUCCCACCUCUUCAUCCAAGACCCCACAAUGCCCCCCAACCCCGCCCCCAACCCCCUAACCCAGUUGGAGGAGGCCCGCCGGCGGCUGGAGGAGGAGGAGAAGCGGGCCGGCAAGCUGCCUGCCAAGCAGAGGACGAAGUCGCAGAAGAAGGCGGGCGGUGUGAGUGGCCCCUCGUGUGACAGCAUUGUUGUGGCCUACUACUUCUGCGGGGAGCCGAUCCCCUAUCGGACCCUGGUAAAGGGCCGAGGGGUCACCCUGGGCCAGUUCAAGGAGUUGCUGACCAAGAAGGGCAGCUACAGAUACUACUUCAAGAAAGUGAGCGACGAGUUUGACUGCGGCGUGGUGUUCGAGGAGGUGCGGGAGGACCAGGCCGUGCUGCCCGUCUACGAGGAGAAGAUCAUCGGCAAGGUGGAGAAAGUGGACUGAGCACGCUGCCGCUGCUGCUGCUGCUGCUGCCCCGCACCAGCGCUCUGCCUGGCCGGCUGCUCCUGGGCCCACAGGUCUCCCUGUGGAGCUGAGGAGGGAGCCUGCCAUCGCCAUAGCAAUACUGAGGGCCUGCCCAGCAGGACAGCCCCUCGCCGGUCAUCAGCCCGGCGGUCCCUCUGCUGCUAGCGGGCCCUGCCUGACCCUGGAGGCCUUGCCUGGGGGCGGGGGGCCUCGCCCUGGGGUGUCUGCUCCCCACCAGGGCCCCGCCCAUGGGCCCGUCACGUGUACAUGUCACCGAGUGCCUUCACAGCCUGUCCCCUGCCUGCCACUGUGUGACCGCGGCGGUCCCGGGGCGCCCCGCGCCCAUGUAAAUAUGUACAUUUCUCAGGCAGGGCCAUGGGCCGCCGCGCGCUCGUGCACUCACUUGUACAAUGGUCUUUCAAAGGUACUUGGAUAAUAAUGAAAUAAAACGUUUGUAAACCCCUGGGCCCAGGAGCCA